Molecule: messenger RNA, 10555 nt
Organism: Mercenaria mercenaria
Lineage: Eukaryota; Metazoa; Mollusca; Bivalvia; Venerida; Veneridae
Product: cytosolic carboxypeptidase-like protein 5
Exons: 19
Coding region: 150-3977 (1275 amino acids)
Biological process (GO): proteolysis
Molecular function (GO): metallocarboxypeptidase activity; zinc ion binding
Source: RefSeq, a predicted model, not a curated record
AACCACCACAGUUUACAAAAUGGCUGCCGACUGCAAAUUGAAAUAAUUUUUUCAUACUUCGUUUUUAUAUUCAGUAAAUGGAUGACUCAUUGGUAGAUAUGACAUGUGUUGCUUUCAAGGAUUAUAAACAAUAAGCUUGGCCAACAGAGAUGGAGGCAAGAUGUGGUGGGCUUCUCUUUACAUCCAAAUUUGACUCUGGCAAUCUUGCAAGAGUGGAGAAAGUCUCCAAAGAUGAUGAUGAUGAUGAUUCUGGAGGUGGCAAGUACUUCAGUGAGAUUAAAGCGGACUAUGAAUUCAAUGUUUGGACAAAGCCUGAUUGUGCUGGCACAGAAUUUGAAAAUGGCAACAGGUCCUGGUUUUAUUUUGGGGUGCGUGGUUGGAAUCCUGGUCGUUUGAUCAAAAUAAACAUUGUAAAUAUGAAUCGUCAGGGUAAAUUAUAUAGUCAAGGACAUUCACCUAUAGUGAAAACAGUGCCAGGCAGACUUAAGUGGGAAAGAAUAAGAGAUAGACCAUCAUAUGAGACAGUGGAUGGACAGUUUAUUCUGUCAUUUACGUAUCGUUUCCCAGAGUUCCGAGGUGCCACAACCUAUUUUGCUUUCUGCUAUCCCUGGUCUUAUACAGAAAGUCAAGAUAACUUACAAGAACUUGAUAAAAGAUUUCAGCAUUGUAACAAUUUAACAAAUGAAAGUGCUCCAGACAGUAUAUAUUACCACAGAGAAUUACUGUGCUAUUCCCUAGAUAAGCUACGCAUUGACCUGAUAACUAUAUCUUCCUGUCAUGGUCUGAUCAACGAGAAUGAGCCACAUUUUGACUCCAACUUGUUCCCAGAGAGAAAUACCGAGCAAAGAUGUAAAAAAUUCAAAGGGAAAAGAGUAUAUUUGUUGAGCAGUCGUGUUCAUCCAGGGGAAACCCCAGCAAGUGCUGUAUUUAAUGGAUUCCUAGACUUUAUUUUGCGUGACAAUGAUCCACGUGCCAAGUCACUUCGUAAACACUUUGUUUUCAAGUUGAUCCCUAUGUUGAAUCCCGACGGUGUAUCACGGGGCCAUUAUCGUACUGAUCAGCGUGGUGUCAAUCUAAACAGACUUUACCUGGAUCCCAGCAUUGACUUACACCCAUCCAUAUAUGCUUCAAAAAGUUGUUUAGUGUAUUACCAUAUCAUGAAUAGGGUUGUUCGCGAUGACGAUGAGGUUGAAAUUGAUUUAAAUUUUCCUGGAGGAUUUGUGUUAUCUAGUCACAACAGCCAUAAUCUCCAUGUUUAUAGAAAAGAGAAAAAUUUGAAUAUGAAUUCAAGCUCGCAUACUGAAAGGAGCACUGUAAGUGCACACAGCUCUCAGAGUUUAACAAGUAGUGAAUCAACUUUGAAAAGUUAUUGUGGAACACCAAGACAUCACGUUAAUGGUGCUAGUAAUCAUGACUCUAAAACUUAUAACAAAACUCCGAAAAGUACGCCGAGAUAUUCUGACGUGAAUACUCCACAAGACAUUGAGUGCAGCCAUAUAGGUAAUGGGGAUUUAGAUAUAUAUACUUUGAAACAGUCUAAUCAUAGUACAGUAUUUAUGUCACAUACUCCAAAACCGAAUAAUGUCUCAGGUACUCCACGACACAGCAUUACAAAAUCUGAAUCCCCUACAAAAUAUUCCUCUCCCAAAGUGGAACGUUUGAAUCUCGGCGAUCUAGUAGAGUCUGACAGUGACAAUGCCCUUAGGAAAGAGAAAUCUAACAUCGCUGAUUCUAUAAGAAUUUCUUCGUCAACUUCAAGUUUUGCAAGUAGUUACCAAGGUGAAAAAGAGAGGGUAGACAGUGAUCUCAGGUUGAGACUGUCUCAAAUGACUAUGUCAGAUGACUUUAGAGGUCGUCUUUCAAAAGGAAUCAGUAUUAUGAGCCAAAACGUGAUUGACUCAGAUGAUGAUGAAGAUAUUAAUACGGAAAAUCUCGGAAAUGAAGGAUCUGAAGAUGAGAAUGACAAUACACCAUCUGUGAUAACAAACACUAAUGCUCCACAUUUAAAUCAUCCUAAACUAAGGAAUAUACCACCAUCAGAUAGUGGUAUAGCUUUCUAUGUGGAUUUACAUGGACAUGCUUCAAAACGAGGAUGUUUUAUAUAUGGCAAUUUUCUAGAACUUGAAGACACACAAGUAGAGAACAUGUUGUUUCCAAAGCUGAUCUCCAUGAACACUGCCCAUUUUGACUUCACUGGCUGUAACUUCACUGAGAAGAACAUGUAUACGAGGGACAAGAGAGACGGCAUGUCAAAGGAAGGCAGUGGCAGAGUAGCAAUUUACAAAGCUCUUGGCAUCAUACAUAGUUACACCCUAGAGUGUAAUUAUAACACUGGUCGUAUGGUGAACCCUGUGCCUCAGGCAUAUGGGGACGACGGUAGAGCAACACCCCCUCCUUUAGCUGGUUUCCCACCAAAAUACACACAGGCUCACUUCGAGGAGGUUGGUCGGGCUCUUGCCAUUGCUGCUAUAGAUAUGUAUGAUGUGAAUCCCUGGUCUCGGUUGACACUGUCAGAACACAACUGCCUCUCUGGUGUGAGAGAUUCUGUGCGUAGAUUUCUCAGGAGUAUACGAGGAGGCCCCAGGAUUCCUCGAAACCCCUCCAAACCUCUCUCAAGAAAUAACAGUAUAAACAAUGGUUCCAACAAUCAGGGCACCAGCAGAGGGUUUAGAUUUGGCAACAGUAAUGAUAACUCUGGACCUGGUAAACAGGCAUUCUCACGUCACAAUUCAUCAGAGUCUACAGUCUCCACAUCAAGUGUAGCCUCUAGAUAUUCUCGCCAACCACCAGUAAACCAGAACAGACGAGAACUUGGACCUGUUAGAGAAACUACUCGAUCCAAUAUGGGAAUGAAUAGAAGACGUCCGAAUGCCCCAAACAACCAGCCAGUGAGUCGUUCUGCUCCCCAAGCUUCUUCAUCCUCCGGAUCACAACCAGUCAGUCUCACCAUGACGACUGCUGCCAUGGAUACGAAAGAAGGGAGACAAUAUUCUGCUGGCAGUAACCUGUCUCAGCUCUCUAGAAUGUCUAAAAUGGCAGAGGAUGAAAAAGUGGAACAGUUGAAAAGCAUGUCAAAUCUGAUGAAUCUAGCUAAGAAAGGCCCAGGACCAAACAGUCGUAUACCACUGCCUACAGGACGAUACUUCCUUAACCUGUCCCCAUCAGAGCUUCCACCACCUAAAACACCAGGGCAGAGCAACGUGCGCCCACCCAAGUCAGGUGGUGUGCGCAAGACCAGCUCAGACAGAUCACUUCCUUUAGAGUCCCCAGCAAGCCAUAGAGGGCUCACACCAGUUGCUCAGCUUGGGAGAGAAAUCCUAGAUAUACCUAAAGCUAACGCAACUUCCCUGUCUCAUACCCAGGCUAAGCCUACAAUGAUAGAGGCAAACAUGAAUGUGAACAACAAUGAAUUAGAAUCUCAGAAAAGACGUAGAAGGUACACCAUGCUGAAGAGACGUAAUUUAACAAACCAGUCACCUGGUUCGGGUAAAAACAGUAGUGGUAAUAUCCGCACUGUUGUUAGGCCCGCACAGGAUUCAGGAAGUGAAGCAGAUAAAGGCGGGAAGUCAAGACGGAAGAGGAAGAAGUCUUCAAGGAAAAAUAUUUCAUUGGCUUCCCCAUCAUCUGAUGAAACCGGACAAGUUCAAGGACCCUUAUUUAAACCUGUGCCAGUUGACUUUACUUUGAUCACCGGUGUUGGUGUGGCAGGAAGUGCUGUGACCCUGUCUCCAAGUGCCAUAUCGUUGCAGCCUGAACACUCCACCAACGUCAGUGACGGCUCAAUUCCGCGAUCACAUGGACAGUUAUCAUCCACAUCAACAGCAACAACUUACAGACAGGCUCCACAGUCGAACAGAGGCAGCACAGGUAUGGUGAAUCUUGAGACGUAUUUGCGCCAAGCUGGAAACUUGCGACCUCCACCAAGAUCAGCAAAUAUUAAUCCCAGUAAACUUAACAUCUUCUGGGUAGAUUACUGAAACUUCUACAUUUGAUGGAUACUGACUUCUGGGAUUGGAAUAUUAAAUUUACGUUUUGACACUGUUUGAAAUACCUACAUCAACUGAAACUGUGAUGCCACUAUUUUAGUACAUCAAAGCAAUUUACAUUUUGAGGAGAGUUCUAAAGUAAAAUUUGGAGUUCUGUCCAGCUGCAUAACAUUAGACUAGUGUAGAAUAUGAAAAGAUGAUAGUAUUAAUUGUUUGAAUAUUUCUUUGACAAGUAACCUUGUUUGAUUUCUUUAAGGUGGUUGGUCACAUUUAAUCAACAUUUUAAGUUUAAAAAUCUCUGUCUGAGAUUUGUUUAAAUAUAAAAAACUAUCUAGAGGUAUAUCCAUAUUAGAAAUGCAUAUUUUGUCGAUGUUUUUUAUAUAAUUGUGUAAUUACACUCUUUCAUAUGAAAAAUUUAUAAUAUCUAGCUUUGUUUUUUCCUUUGAUAGAUGUUUGGAUAUUUCAACAGUUUGAACCAAAGGUCAAGUUUUAAAACUGUUUACAGCAUCAGAAUUUAAAUAUUUUCUGUCUUGAAAUGAAAAGGGAGAUAAUAAUUUUACAAACUCACCUUUCAGUGGAGUUUGGUAAAAUAUUUAAUUAUCAGUGCAAAUAAUAGACAAAUAUAUUACAACUGUUUUGAUAUUUAUAUCAUUCCUUAGGCAAAAUAUAUUUAUCAAAUUUAUACUUAUACAAAAUGAACCCUGUCUUGGUUCGAAAACUAGGAUAGGAAAGUCAAAUUUUAUAAAUACUGUAAACAGCUAAUGUCUGAGAUGUGUUAAGCGCUUGAUUAAAUUAAAUCAGUGUCAGUGAUCAAAUAUCAAAUUUUCAAGCAAAUCUAUUAGGAAACCAAACUCUGAUUAACUGCAUUUAAAUAUCUAAUGAUUUUGUAUGGGAUAGGAAAAAUUGGUGGAGAGCUGUUAACAGACAUGCCGAAAAAAGAAACACAAAGUUUAAAGUAGGAAAUUAGUCAUUAAGUAGGUAAUUCAGUUUUGUUACACAAAAACAUAGCGAUAGUCUAGUUUAUGCUCAUUAGGUAGCUUUUAGAAAGACCUUGUCUGCAGGAAAGGCAAAUUUAGUCAUUUUCUCUAAAAAAGGAUUUAACCUUGUAAACUGAUAAUUUUAUGGUAUUUUCUACCCAAAAAAUUGUGUCUUUGUUUUUACAUUAUUCAACUAUAGGAAUUUGACGUACUUGUAUCUGUUCAAUAAGUACAUUAUUUGGGCAUGAAGUAAUGUAACUAACUUGGAAUGAUGGCAUUAUUUUCUUCUUGUUCUAUUAUAUCCUUCAUUUAGCAUUAUUUGAAAUUGCUACAAAUUUUUUCAGCAUUUUUAGAUCUGUUUUUGUUGUGCAUGUUUGUUCUAUGUUAGGUAUAAUGGCCUUCUCAUAAAAUUUGAUGGCAUAUUUCUAAGUAUUUUAAAAGUAGUUACAUUCUAGUACUUUAGUGACAGCUGCAAUCAUAUCUUUGUAGAUGUAUGUGCCUGGUAAGUUGAACAAGAGUUUCCAAAAAUAUUUUUCUUACUUUUUGAAUGUGGAUUUUCAUUGAUUAUGUUUUUUCACUGUUUGUAUGGAUUGAUACGAUGCAGAGGGGCCUCUGGGUGGUUAAGGUUGCUGACUUAAAAUCACUUGCUCCUUAAUACAGUAGAUUCAAAACCUUGCUGGUGUGUAGAAUUCUCUAUGAGAGGAAGCCAUCCAGCUGGUGUAUGGAAUUUGUCAUCGUAACAUGAAACAACAAGAUAAAGAAAUUAAUGAUAUCAUGCUUUCAUCUUAUACAUAAGCUGUUACUGAUUUUCAUUUUGAAGGAAAAGCGUCAUUUUCUUACUGGAUAUUUGACCUUAUUUAAGUUUGUUUUAGAUGCUUAGUCAUCUUAUUAAGUCAUGUUAUUUUAAGUUUUUGUAUGUAAGCUGGUAUCUCACUAACUGCUUGUGGGAAUGGAUUGAAACUUCACACACUUAUUCACUGUGAUAAACUGACUUACACUGCACAGGUUCAAUAUCUCUAUUUUGCUUUAUUACAAAAUUAUGUCCCUUUUUCGAUUUUAAGCUGGUAUCUCAGUAUCCACUAAUGGGAAUGGAUUGAAACUUCACACACUUGUCACUGUCAUGAGCUGAUAAGCACUGUGCAGGUUCCGUAACCCUGUUUUGCAUUUGUACAAAGCUAUGCCCCUUUUUCAACUUUUGUAUUCAUUUAAUUGACAAGGCUGUUGAAUAGUCGAGCUUUGCUGUCCUCCGACAGCUCUUGUUAGAUAGGGUUUUUGCUUAUUUGUAAAAGUUGACCUAAACUCUUACUUCUUUUAUAUUUGAAUAUUUUUUCGUCCACUGUUACAACUAGUAUGUGCAUUAAUAUAUUAUACAGACAGUAUGUUUUGUUAAUGUAAGAUCUUUCAAGGUAGAAGUUGUCAAUAGAUAAAAUGUCAAGGAUGAAAGUUUGUAACAGAACGUGAAACACUGCAGACCAUCAAUCGCAUCUCUGAGAAACAAGUUGUCAACCCAAUUAUUGGACAUACGGCAACUUUCCAGCAUUUCAGAGUCAAAAAAGAUUCCAGGUGUUUUUUUGGGCAAUAUUUUAGUCACAAACUGGCAUGGUUUCCAGCAUAAAAGAAUUUUACACCCUUUUGUGAGAUUUUGAACCUAAGCAAUGAGGGUCGAAUGAUUCAAAGACUGCUACCUGAACCACACAGCCAUAGAAGUUGUUGGUUUGUAGAAUGCUGUGUAAAUCAUUUGUGAAAAGCUAAUUGCAAAAGGCUUUAUAUGCUAGUUUAUAACUUACAAGAUGCACAACAUAUUUUUUCUCCAGUAUUUUCAUGUACAUCAUGUAUAAGUGGUUAAGCAUUUAUUAAGAAGGAAGUUUUGAAUGAAUAUAUAUGGCAAAACAAAUGGCUUCAUAUUUGUGUCUUUCUGUUGUGAAUUAUCUGAACGGUAGUAUUAUAUAUAUAAGACGAGGUAUAUGUAUAACGUCUUCCAACUUUUUUUGCAUGUGUUUGUCAGAAUGAGUACUUGUGAUAUAUUUCAAAUAUAAUAUUUCUUUGUAGUAGACAGACAAGUUUUCAUUUUGAAAUUUAAAACUAUACCCGGGAUUUAAAUACUAGUAUCGGAAGCAGAUUAAUUAGUGUUGAUGUUUAGUUAAGAUUGAAUAUCUUGCCAUGAUAAUGAGGUAUUUGUUGUGUGAGAUUAUGUUUAACAUUUAGAGACAAGUUGUUUUUUCAUAAACCCUUAUAAGAUGCAAGUUUAAAGAAACAAACUGGAAAUGGAGGACACAAAGUUGAUGGUUGGGGAACUAAUGGCAGUUGUCUGGAAAGGUAUAAAGGUUUUAUUCAUUAACCCAGAGAUUUAGCUAUUUGCAUCAUAUACUAAUGAAAGAAUUCAAAUGAUAACAGAUUUAAUGGUAAGCUAUGUGUUUAACAAGUAAGUUUUCUUUUUGUUUUUUUUUUGUUGUUUUUGGGUUUACCAGGUUUGUACCUGUAGAAUUGUAUGGUUAACUAUCCCAGUUUAUUGAUACUGCUGAUGGGAAGUGGAUUUGAUUACCAUGGUGCACUAUUAUUUUCUUUCGAAAGAAAUUGUUAAAACCAUAUAAUUAUGGUGUUAUAGUGAGACUAAAGGGCAUGUCAGUUUUGCAUUGUUUUGCAUAGUAACAGGCUUAUAGAAGGGCAUUGAAUGUAGUGUUUGUAGUAAGAUAAGUCUUGUUUGAUGUUGUAAUUUAUGACUGUGUUGGCACUUACGUCUUAUUACAGCAUAUACAUUGUAUACUUAUUUAUAAAUUUACCAAUUAACAUAUUACAUAGUUGACUUCAAGUACUAAAAACAUGUCUGUCUGACUGCAGAAAAGAUUUGAAUAUUCACAAAUAUGUUUAUGUGGCCAUACAGAUACUGUUGAGGUCUAUGGGAAUUUUGUUUAGUAUCUUAUAUAUAUAUUCCUUACAGAAAGUAUUUAACUUUUUAUACUUAAAAUUUUACCAGUUGUUUUUGAUUCAACCAAUUAAGCAUUUCUUAAAGUCAGCUUGCUCCAGUUUUAAAAUAUACAACACAGAUACUAUAAUGACUCUUGCUGUAUUAUUAAAAGGUCUCAUGAGAUAUUUUUAACAUUUUAGCAGUUUGGCUCACACAAGUUUGUUUUAUUUUAUGAAUGAAAGAUAAAUAUUUUAAAAUUUCUUUUAUUACCAUCGGUUCAAAUGUUAAAGAGAGUAUUUAGUGAACAAAACCUUUUACAGAAAGUGAUAUUUAUGUCUCCCCCAGGAGACAUAUUGUUUUUGCCCUGUCUGUCCAUCCUUCCGUCCGUCCGUCCAUCCGUACGUCACACUUCAUUUCCGAGCAAUAACUGGAGAACCAUUUGACCUAGAACCUUCAAACUUCAUAGGGUUGUAGGGCUGCUGGAGUAGACGACCCCUAUUGUUUUUGGGGUCACUUCGUCAAAGGUCAAGGUCACAGGGGCCUGAACAUUGAAAACCAUUUCCGAUCAAUAACUAGAGAACCACUUGACCCAGAAUGUUGAAACUUCAUACGAUAGAUGACCCCUAUUGAUUUUGGGGUCACUCCGUCAAAGGUCAAGGUCACAGGGGCCUGAACAUUGAAAACCAUUUCCGAUCAAUAACUAGAGAACCACUUGACCCAGAAUGUUGAAACUUCAUACGAUGAUUGGUCAUGAAGAGUAGAUGACCCCUAUUCAUUUUGGGGUCACUCCGUCAAAGGUCAAGGUCACAGGGGCCUGAACAUGGAAAACCAUUUCCGGUCAGUAACUUGAGAACCACUUGACGCAGAAUGUUGAAACUUAAUAGGAUGAUUGGUCAUGCAGAGUAGAUGACCCCUAACGAUUUUGGGGUCACUCUGUGAAAGGUCAAGGUCACAGGGGCCUGAACAUGGAAAACCAUUUCUUGUCAGUAACUUGAGAACCUCUUGACCCAGAAUUAUGAAACUUAAUAGGAUGAUUGGUCAUGCAGAGUAGAUGACCCCUAACGAUUUUAGGGUCACUCUGUGAAAGGUCAAGGUCACAGGGGCCUGAACAUGGAAAACCAUUUCUUGUCAGUAACUUCAGAACCACUUGACCCAGAAUGAUGAAACUUCAUAGGAUUAUUGGUCAUGCAGGGUAUAUGACCCCUAACGAUUUUAGGGUCACUCUGUGAAAGGUCAAGGUCACAGGGGCCUGAACAUGGAAAACCAUUUCUUGUCAGUAACUUGAGAACCACUUGACCCAGAAUGAUGAAACUUCAUAGGAUGAUUGGUCAUGCAGGGUAGAUGACCCCUAACGAUUUUAAGGUUACUCUGUGAAAGGUCAAGGCCACAAGGGCCUGAACAUGGAAAACCAUUUCCAAUCAAUAACUUGAGAACCUCUCGACCCAGAAUGUUGAAACUUCAUAGGAUGAUUGUUCAUGCAGAGUAAAUGACCCCUAUUGUUUUUGGGGUCACUCCGUUAAAGGUCAAGGUCACAGGGGCCUGAACAUUGAUAACCAGUCCCGAUCAAUAACUUGAGAACCACUUGACCCAGAAUGUUGAAACUUCAUAGGAUGAUUGAACAUGCAGAGUAGAUGACCCCUAUUGAUUUUGGGGUCAGUCUAUUAAAAGUCAAGGUCACAGGGGCCUGUUCAUGUAAAAUCAUUUUUUGGAAAUAACUUGAGAACCACUUGAUCUACAAUGUUGAAACUUAAUAGGAUGAUUGGACAUGCAGAGUAGAUGACCCCUAUUUAUUUUGAGGUCACUUGAUCAAAGGUCAAGGUCACAGGAGCCUGAACAGUGACUUGAGAACCACUAGGCCAAUAGUGUCGAAAUUUAGCGGGAUGACUGGACAUGCCAAGUAGAUGAUCCCUAUUGCAGGCAACCAUCAGUGUCUCUUUAACUUUCGCUCCUGACACCUAUUGACUUCUUGCCUAUAGGACUUUGCAUUGGGGGAGACAUGCGCUUUUUUACAAAAGCAUUUUCUAGUUUAUUUUUUCAUAUACCUUUAUUUCUAUUGUGAUAAUUCCAAUAAUUAUAUCUAUAUCUAUUUUUAUUUAUUUAUUCACUCAAAUUAUACAUUUAUAGCUUUUUGUUUGUUUUAAUCAAAGUGCCACAGUUAAUGCUUCAAUUGAUUUCACUUUUUUUUGUAUGUUAGGAGUAUAUUUAUGUCAUUCAUGAUACUUACAUGUUAUGAAAUAUACACCCCUUUCCUUGAAAAGUAUUGUACAUUUUUGUAAUGUUGUGAACACUAGACCAAAAGCAUUACUUUAUACAGAAACCAACUGGUUUUUUUUUGACUAUUUGUCAUUUAUUGAGGAAUGGACCUUUAGUGAAUCCAAAGGAGGUAAAAUAACAUGUAUAUUACAUACAUUUCAUAUUUCAUAUCAGUUUCUUGUGUCAUGAAAUAAGGAGUGGCAUUAACAUGACAAUGUUAGAAGCACAGAGUGGCGUAAACAUGACAUAGUUAGUUCUACAUUUGUAUGACGUCUUAUGUCUGUCAUUAGUUAAGAAAAAAUGUUGUCAUUGAUAACCUACUUUGAAAUCUGUCGUAUCACCCUUCCACUGUCAUAUAUAUUGUCAUGUUUGUGUUAAAGCGACUUUUAUUUCAUGUGAAACUCAACAAGGCCUAAUAAAUCUUUUGAAAGCCA